Molecule: messenger RNA, 1217 nt
Organism: Austrofundulus limnaeus
Lineage: Eukaryota; Metazoa; Chordata; Actinopteri; Cyprinodontiformes; Rivulidae
Gene: xrcc3
Product: X-ray repair complementing defective repair in Chinese hamster cells 3
Exons: 7
Coding region: 73-1107 (344 amino acids)
Biological process (GO): resolution of mitotic recombination intermediates; double-strand break repair via synthesis-dependent strand annealing; t-circle formation
Cellular component (GO): Rad51C-XRCC3 complex; replication fork
Molecular function (GO): ATP-dependent DNA damage sensor activity; four-way junction DNA binding; ATP binding
Source: RefSeq, a predicted model, not a curated record
GGGUUUCCGCGUUCACAGAUGUAAACAAAUGAUGUAGAGUUUAACCGAAGUCAGGAGCGGGUCUGUGGAGAGAUGAUCUGGGACCAGCUGCAGCUCAACCCGACCAUCACCGCGGCGCUACAGAGAGCUCAACUAAAGUCCUUCAGGGAGGUCUUGUGUGUUUCGGGUCUGGACCUGCAGAGACUCACUGGUUUGUCCCAGUCUGAGGUCCAGCAGGUGCUUGUCGCCACCGCCGCCGCAUGCAGAAGACAUCGUCCAAUCACAGCCUUGCAGCUGCAACAGGCCGAGGGUCAUCAUGGGUUCCAGUCUGGCCUCAGGCUUGGACUUGGCUGUCCAGUUCUGGACCAGCUGCUGAAGGGGGGUCUGCCUGUAGGGACCAUCACAGAACUGUCAGGAGAGAGCGGGGCAGGCAAGACCCAGCUGGGCCUGCAGCUGAGCCUGUCAGUGCAGUACCCCCGAGAACAUGGAGGCCUGAGCUCAGGAGCGCUGUAUAUCUGCACUGAGGACCCGUUUCCCAUCAGGCGUCUGCAGCAGCUGAUCUCAGAACAGUCAGUUCUGCGCUCUCACGUCCCACCUUCUUUGAUCUGUGGUAUUCGGUUCAGUGACCAGGUCUACAUCGAGCACACAGCUGAUCUGGAAUCUCUGCAGGCGUGUCUGACUUGCCGUGCCCCCAUCCUGCUGGCUCGGGGUCUGGUCCGGCUCGUUGUGAUUGACUCGGUGGCAGCUCUGUUCAGGUGUGAGUUUCAGGCAGACGAAUGGCGGGAAAGGAACAAACAGCUGCUCACCUUUUCUUCCAGCCUCCAUCACCUGAGCCAUCAGUUCAACGUCGCUGUCCUCUGCAUCAACCAGGUCACAGAUGUUUUCAACCAGUCAGCCCAUGGUUUGGGUCCUUUGUCCUCGUCAGUCUGUCCCGCCCUCGGUCUGGCCUGGGCCAAUCAGGUCACGGUUCGGCUGAUGAUGCGUCGUCUUCAGGGGACGGUUUCCCGCAGCAACCAGAGCAGCGCCCUCCGCAGGUUGGAAGUGGCGUUUGCCCCUCACCUACCCAACGAUGGCAGAGGCUUUGCAGUUUGGAGGGAGGGGAUUCGUGGAGUCCUGGACCCUGAGUGACUUGAGACCACCUUCAUUCAGUUCUUACUAAAUAUAGGUGAACUAGAAACUUCAUGUAAAUCUAAAAAUCUGAUGUUCUUCUCCUGAUUAAACUGACAGUCUCAGUGGAA